ACGUACAUCAAGGGAUCUGCAUUUUAGCUACAAAAUAGUGCACUUAUUUAUUUUACCUACUCAAAUCUCUCUCAACUUCACACCAAUCUUUUAUACUAUCAUCUCUAUCCUUAUAAAAUACUAUAUUAUAUUAUCCCAUCUCUCCCACACACAAACACCCACUUCAUUAGCAGAAAACUCAAAAAUUGAACCCAAAAAAUGACUCCGGCGAAGAAGCUGAUCGGAAACCCCUCCGAUUUUGAACCCAAACCCAAACCCACAAAUUGACCCCAAUAUCCAAAAACUGAACCCAAACCCACAAAUUGAUCCCAAAUCUCUGAUUUUGAACUGUACAAAAUCAGAAGAAGUCGGAAAAUUCGGCCCGAAGAAGCCAACGAGCACGUGUCGAUCUCCGCCGACUCCGGCUUUCUGCUGCUCGUCUCGAUCUUCUUCUUCCUUGUCAAAAUCUUCAAACUCUUCUGCUGCCUCCACACGGGGAGAGAGAGAGAGAGAGAGAGAGAGAGAGAGAGAGAGAGAGAGAGAGAGAGAGAGAAAUAAUAAAAUAAAGGAUUGCUGGUGAAUAGUAGCUCGGUUGAAGUACCGAGCCAUUGAAGCAAAGGUAUUUUGCCUGUGUGUUUGACUAGGCUGGUGUAGACAGUUUUUGUGGGUUUUUCUCUUUAUUUUACCUAAUAAAUUGGAUAUACAGAGACUUGUGUACAUGCUCUAACGCAUCAGCCAAUCAAAAAAGUUCCACACACAACAGAAAAUCAUAAGAUCCAAGAUUUGUCCAAAAGACUUUGAUUUCCUCAAACCCUAGAUUUAAGCGAAAAACCCUUGAAAUCAUUCGCCUUAUAACCAAUUGGUUUCAGAGCUGUGUGUGCUUUGAUCCGUGAGUGCUUUUGUGUUAUACAUUGGCCAUAUACUCCACUAAUUUGGGUUGAAAUCCAUUCUAGGCUUUAAUUGCUGAAAGGUCUGAUUUUUUUUUUUUCCACUUAUAUAUACUUUUGUAUGCCCAGUUGCAUUUGAUUUAGCAAAAGAUAAGAUAGAAUUCGAAUUGGGUUUUGGGUUUAAGACUUGAAUUUGGGAUAUUGGGUUUAAAUCCGUUCUGGGUUUUAAUUGCUGAAAGGUCUGAUUAUUAUUAUUAUUUUUCUAUUAUAUACUUUUGUUUGCCCAGUUGCAUUUGUUUUGGCAAGAUAAGAUAGAAUCCGAGUUGGGUAAUUGGGUUUUGGGUUUUGGGUUUAAGACUUGGUAGCAGUGUCUUCCUUUUCUAUAUUUUUUGGUUGAUAGGAAAAAGUUUCGUUUUUUUGCCGCAUGAGGUAUUCUUUACUCUUUAGUGCCCAAUUUGCAUUUACUUCUAUUGCAAUACCGAUAAUUUUAAUUGGGUUUUGAGUUGACUUGGUGGCAGUGUUCCUUGCCCAUCAUAUUGGAUUGGUUCAUUGGAAACUGAGGGGUGCCUCUAACUUUGGGGCCAAUUGGUGAGCUUGGUUUUCAUUUCGAGGUGAAUUUAGAAGGAUUAGUAAGUAUACAGUUUGGUGUUGAUGAGAGGAGGGGGGGAAGAGGAGAUGAGAUGAGAGAGAGCUGAGGAGGGAUUGGGGAGACAACAGUGACGACAAUGUCAUCGGGUAUUCGUAAUUCAGGAAGCAAUGGAUCAUUGCAACAGUUUCAUCUGUUGGCGAUUCAGACCACGCCUCCCCUAUCCGCCCGUAAGGCUUUUUCUAAGAUGUCCAAAGAGAAGGAGAGUUUGUUCCAUUGGAUCUGUAAAUUCGUCGGCCGCAAGAAGGUUGGAAUGCUGCUCUUGUGUCUUGUCUCUGCUGCAGUUUUUGGAGGGGUUUUGUAUGUUGGCAAAGGUGAAGAUUCUCAAGUACGCGACCGAAUUGAGAGCAUUAGACUUAACAAUACCUUGAGAUUUCCUGGAUCAUCGCCCACAUAUAUGGAGCAAAAUAAUGAUAAUGGCAUCAUUUCAUCUACACAGAAUUAUGUGGAAAGUAAUCAAAGUAGAUUGCAACCUCCUGCAUUUUUUACUGGAUACACUCUUCCUCCAGGGAAUCCAUGUGAAACUUUCACAUUGCCUCCCCCUCCAGCAGAUAAAAAAAGGACUGGACCACGUCCAUGUCCAGUAUGUUAUCUACCGGUUGAAGAAGCAAUUGCGCUAAUGCCAAAUUCCCCAUCAUUUUCUCCCGUACUCAAACAGUUAACCUAUAUUCAUGAAGAAAAUCUAAGUAGAAGUGAGUUUGGAGGCUCAGAAUUUGGUGGAUAUCCAUCUCUGUUGCAAAGGAAUGAUUCUUAUGAUAUACGAGAGUCAAUGAAUGUGCAUUGCGGAUUUGUCAGAGGAAUUAAGCCUGGACGUCAAACAGGAUUUGAUAUUGAUGAUUCUGACCUCCUUGAAAUGGAGCAGUGUCGUGGGAUUGUUGUUGCCUCUGCAAUUUUUGGAGCCUAUGAUUUGAUACAACAGCCAACAAAUAUUAGUGAAGCUGCCAAGGAGAAUGUUUGCUUCUUUAUGUUUGUGGAUGAAGAAACGGAACUAUUUCUGAGAAAUUCUAGUCAGCUGGAUAACAACAAGAAGCUUGGAUUGUGGAGAACUGUUGUUGUGCAUAACCUUCCUUAUACUGAUCCUAGACGCACUGGGAAGAUUCCGAAGCUUCUACUGCAUAGGCUUUUCCCCAAUGUCCGCUUUUCUCUCUGGAUUGAUGGAAAACUUCAGCUAGUUGUGGAUCCAUAUCAAAUCCUUGAAAGGUUCUUGUGGAGAAAAAAUGCCAGUUUUGCAAUAUCCAGGCACUAUAAACGCUUUGAUGUGUUUCUGGAAGGAGAGGCUAAUAAGGCUGCUGGGAAGUAUGAUAAUGCCUCUAUUGACUUCCAGACUGAAUUUUACAAGAUGGAGGGUCUAACCCCAUACUCUGAGGCCAAGCUUCCCAUUACAAGUGAUGUUCCUGAAGGAUGUGUGAUAAUAAGAGAGCAUAUUCCUAUCUCCAACCUCUUUACUUGUCUUUGGUUCCACGAAGUUGACCGUUUUACUUCCAGAGACCAGAUUAGUUUUGCUAUUGUAAGGGACAAGAUUGUGUCAAAGACAAAUUGGACGAUCAAUAUGUUCUUGGAUUGCGAGAGACGGAACUUUGUAGUUCAGGGGUAUCAUAGAGAUGUUCUAGAGCACUGGGCUCCUCCUCCUCCUCCUGGUUCUACAGCUAUUGUUCAUCCCCCACCACCUUUUGUUGAUCAAACACCAAAUAAAACGACACCCAAGAUUUCAACAGAAGUUAUUUUAAGUCCUCCAAUUAAGCAAAUCCUGGCAAAGCGGGGUAAAGAAAAGAAAUCCAUUUCCAACCGUCACCGCAAGGUUGCUGCGGGCAGUAGGGAAAUCAGUUCCAGAUAAGAUUUUUGUUUUAGGCAAAUUUACAGUUAUUUUCCUUCCCUAUUUAAAAUCAUACUAUGGGGCUGGGAAUAUAGGCAGGAUGAGAGCUUUGUAGUUGUGUUUCUACACAACAUAUCUCUUCAUUUUGCAAUUUUUUGUUUUUUUGGUUUUUUGAUUUAUUAAAAGCUACCCAUUAUUUGGUGUAUAUAUACAGUUGAGUCCCCAAUAAUUAUCACAUGGGCUGCUUCCAUUUCCUCAUUUGAGGGAGCCCAUUUUCUUUUUUUACAGGAGUUUAUUGUAUUGGACCUUGGUUAUUAAUGAAAAUAUUGGUUUUACUUUGUCCUUGAUAAA
This is a messenger RNA of Rhododendron vialii, 3676 nucleotides long. Its product is annotated as probable hexosyltransferase MUCI70. The transcript has 9 exons. Bases 1592 to 3346 code for a protein of 584 amino acids. The record is from RefSeq and is a predicted model, not a curated record. Lineage: Eukaryota; Viridiplantae; Streptophyta; Magnoliopsida; Ericales; Ericaceae.